CCCGUGUUGUGCCGAGCCGCGGUGCGCGCGCCUUGGCCGGCAACCUGGCGCAUGCGCCCCUUGGAGCUGGCUGGCUGAGCUCGCCUCUGUGGACAGAGGGCGAAGGAGAGGGGACAGAGUUAGAGCAGGACGAGGAGGAGGAGGAGUUGUUGUGCCGUGAAGGGAAGGGCGGCGCGCGGCGGUUCCCUCUUUCUCCCCACCCCCAAUUCCCGGUGGCUGUGUCGGACGGGGCCGGGCCGAGUCAGCGAGAUGGUCAUGGCGUACUUUGUGGAGAGUUUCUGGGGGGAAAGGAACAAUGGCUUUGAUGUUCUCUAUCAUAAUAUGAAACAUGGACAUGUAUCUACAAAAGAACUAGCAGAUUUCAUAAGAGAAAGAGCUACAAUAGAAGAGGCAUAUUCAAGAUCAAUGACAAAGCUAGCCAAAUCAGCAAGCAAUUAUUCACAGCUUGGGACAUUUGCACCAGUCUGGGAUGUUUUUAAAUCAUCAUCAGAAAAAUUAGCAAGCUGUCACUUAGAACUUGUUCGGAAGUUGCAAGAACUAAUAAAAGAAGUGCAGAAGUAUGGAGAUGAACAACUAAAAGCUCAUAAAAAGACUAAAGAAGAAGUUUCAGGAACUUUGGAAGCAAUGCAAAAUAUUCAGAAUAUUACUCAGGCCCUUCAAAAAGCAAAAGAAAACUACAAUUCAAAGUGUGUGGAACAGGAACGUUUGAAAAAGGAAGGUGCAACACAGAGAGAAAUAGACAAGGCAGCAGUGAAAUCCAAGAAGGCUACCGAUACAUAUAAACUCUAUGUUGAAAAAUAUGCUGCAGCAAAAUCUGAUUUUGAACAAAAAAUGACCGAAACUGCACAGAAAUUUCAAGACAUUGAAGAAAUGCAUCUGUUCCAUAUGAAAGAGAUUAUAGAAUGUUUUUCAAAUACAGUCAAAGAAGUUCACUUACAAAUUGGCGAGGUACAUGAAGAAUUUAUAAAUAACAUGGCAAACACAACAGUUGAAAGUUUGAUACAAAAAUUUGCUGAGUCGAAAGGCACAGGCAAAGAGCGACCUGGACUUAUUGAAUUUGAAGAGUGUAAUACAGCCAGUGCAGUUGAAGGGAUAAAGCCUAGAAAAAGAAAGCAUUUUGUGUUACCAAUUAGUAGAAAGGGAAAAGAUGCAGAAUCUGUGGAAUGUCCAGAUGCUGAUUCAGUUAACAUUCCGGAUGUUGAUGAUGAAGGUUAUAGCAUUAAACCAGAAGCUAGUCAGAAUACCAAAGCGAACCACUUCUAUUCUUCAAGUGAUUCUGACUCUGAAGAUGAUGAACCAAGGAAGUUCCAUGUGGAAAUUAAGCCUGUACAGGCAAAUAGUAGUUCUCAUUAUACAAUGCCUUCACUGGAUGAAUUAAAAGAAUCAAUAGGGAACAUCACACUUUCACCAGCUAUAUCUCGUUGUUCAUUUUUGUUAUUUUUCAUCUAGGCACAAAUGAACCGGAAUUCAUCCAGUGAAGAAUUAACAAAAUCAAAGCUUUCUGCUUCAUCUAAUGAGAAGGGGAACAAUGACCUCCUGGCAUGGGAUCCACUCUUUAGGAAUUCUGGUGAUUCAGCCUCCCUGACUUCAACAAUGUCUUCAUCUUCAUCAGCAAGACCAACUACCCCUCUUUCUGUGGGUACCUUAGUGCCUCCUCCAAGACCAGCUUCUAGACCAAAGUUGACUUCAGGGAAACUCAGUGGAAUUAAUGAAAUUCCAAGGCCAUUCAGCCCUCCUUUGACCUCCAAUUCCAGCCCACCUCCUUCAGCUCCUUUGGCACGUGCAGAGAGUUCCUCCUCAAUAUCAUCUUCUGCUUCAUUAAGUGCAGCAAAUACACCUACAGUUGGUAUUUCACGUGGCCCUAGCCCUGUCAGCCUUGGAAACCAGGACACUUUGCCUGUUGCAGUGGCCCUUACUGAGUCUGUUAAUGCCUACUUCAAAGGAGCAGAUCCCACAAAAUGUAUUGUGAAAAUCACUGGUGAUAUGACAGUCUCAUUCCCAAGUGGAAUUAUUAAAGUCUUCACCAGCAAUCCAUCUCCAGCUGUGCUCUGCUUCAGGGUAAAAAACACAAGCAAACUAGAGCAGGUUCUUCCAAAUGCACAACUUGUAUACAGUGAUCCAUCACAAAGCGAUUCCAAUGUAAGAGAUUUUUGGAUGGACAUGCAAGCUGUUACAGUCUACCUCAAGAAGCUAUCAGAACAGAAUCCUUCGGCUUCUUACUAUAAUGUAGAUGUUCUAAAAUAUCAGGUAUCUUCAAAUGGCAUCCAAUCUACACCUCUGAAUCUUGCUACGUACUGGAAGUGCAAUAGUAACACUACUGAUGUAAGAGUCGAUUACAAAUACAACCCGGCCUCUAUGGCAGUGCCAACUAUGCUUUCUAAUAUACAGGUCAUGGUACCAGUUGAUGGAGGUGUAAUGAAUAUGCAGUCACUUCCUCCAGCAAAAUGGAAUUCAGAGCAGAUGAAAGCUUUAUGGAAAUUAUCUAGUAUUUCAGAAAAAUCAGAAAAUGGAGGCUCUGGCUCCCUCAGAGCCAAAUUUGACCUUUCAGAAGGACCCAGUAAGCCAGCAACACUUGCAGUGCAAUUUAUCAGUGAAGGAAGCACACUUUCAGGAGUAGACGUUGAACUAGUAGGCACUGGCUACCGGCUUUCCCUACUUAAGAAGAGAUUUGCCACUGGUCGAUAUAUGGCAGAUUGCUGAUGAGCCAGUGUGGGGGGAAAUGAGUUCUCUCAAUGAAUAGAAAUUCAUUAUUUUACUACCUUUCCAACACUAUUUUAACAUGCAUUUAUUUUUUUAAAAAUGUGUUGCUUAGUUUUUGAGUCUUAUAUCCAACAAAAAUGCACUUUCCAAAAUAAGUCAUUUAAAACAAACUCUAUUUUAUUAGCACUGAAGUGAACUCCAACACUAUCUGUAGGUGGUCAGCUGAAAUACUGGGAAACAAGAUUACGCAAAUGCUUAAUACUUAUGUAGCCUCAAAGCCAAAAUAGCAGUCAUUUCUGGUAUUUAAAAGGUGUGGUGCUUUGUGAUACCAAAAGCAACCACAUUAUUUUAGCUUUCUAUAAAUAUUACUGAAGUAUACUUUUUUCAGUUUCAAUAUUGCCAUUUCAUUUAAAAAAGUGGCAAAGUAAUUUUUGUUUCAUUCUUGUAUAUUCAUGUGCCAUAUCUGGUUAGAGAUACGUAUACAAAAUAACUUGAUUUUCAUAUACCAUAUAUAAUUAAGUGUAUAUUAUUUUAUAAAAGAUGGUUUUAAAAAUGUAAAGUGCAAUGUUUUUUUAAAAAAUUGCAACAGACAACAGAUAUUUACUUCUGCCAUUAGUUAACUUUAUGGGAGUUGUAAUUUUUAAUUAAUGCUGUAGAUUAAUUUAUUUUUAUAUGGAAUGUGUAACAUUUGUGCCUUUUAAAAACUGUGCCUAUCAAAAUGUCUAUAUGCCUCUUAUUUCUUUUUUUCAAUGUCUAGAUCUUCCAUACAGAAAAGCUGAUGUUUUUCUGUGUAAUAUGUACAACUACAUAAUUCCCUAAAGCAGGGAUUUGGAAGGGAAACUUCAAAUAACUCUAAAACAGCCGCUAAAAUAUUACAUUGCUUCCUUGUGGGUUGAAUGCAAUAAAUGCAGCCACUGUAAAGGGAACUGCUUGACUUUUAUAUAUUCACAGAAAAACAACUUGAUAUCAAAAUUCAACUUCAGUAUCACCAAAGAUGUGUAAAAUCCUGAAGGUGUGUUAAAUAAGUUUAAAACAAUUUAUACAAGAAUAAUUAUAGCAUUCCCUUUUGCUAACUAUAAAGUUUUGAAGUUUCAAGUGCUUUCAAAGGUGACAUGAAUGUAAAUGUAGUAGCUUUAGAGACGUAAUAUUUUUCAAUGUUUAUUUUGAGCAGAACAAAAAUUGUCAUUCAUGCUAAUUUCAACAAAAUUGAUAAACUUAGCAUUUGAAUGUUUGGAUUCAUCACUUUUUAAACACAGUGGCUCUAAACAUCAACAGAAGUGAUCUAGUGGGAUCAUUUUUAGCACAAAUUCAUACUUUUAAAGCUUGCUAUGUAUUGUGUUGUUAAGAACUUGUUAAAUCCUGAAAUAAAAAGUUAAGGGGGUGUGGAAUUCUGUGCACUUCUGAAUUGCAGUGUCUAGGGGGGAAAUGAUUAAAUAUAAAAAUGCUUAUAAAAUCAGUAUUGGAUUGACCAGUCAGCUUUAUAUAUAAAAUGUAGAUAUAUAAUGCUCUUAGCCACAAGUUUUGGAGAAUGGGAACACACUAUAAAGGCUGCAACUAGUGGCAAGUGCAUAUGUUAAUGCACGUGUUACAUAGAUUUCAAAGGAAUUUAUAUUCAAGCUGAGCCAAGUAUCCUGUCCUCCCCUCUCCCCCACUUUAAUCUCCUGCAAAAGGAGACAGAAUAUCAGAGAUUUUGGGGAGACAGGAACAAAAUUUAGGAACUUCUGGCUGGAGGAUGGGCUUGCGUUUCAAAGUGGCUGAAGGUUUUUUUUCAUUUUUAACAAACAGAAAAAUAAACUCUUUACUGCCAUUUCAAGUAGUGUUGCCCUGAGCAGUGUUCCUUUUGAAAUUAGAAACAGAAUGUCCUGUAAGAAUGACACACUGUCAUGACAUAGUGUUGUUCCCAGCAGCAGUCUUGAAAGGAAAAGAGGUGUCUGUCACCAUUUGUCAAUGAUAUAGUAGUUUCCAUGGGGUGUUCUGUCCCUAAUUUCAAAGGGAAGGCUGCCAAGCUGCUGAAGGCAACCCAGUUGCCUCUUGAACUGACAGCAAAGCUCCCCCCCCCUUAAAAUAAAAAUAAAAAUGCCACCUUCCGUUUAACGGUAAUCCCAUACCACAUACCCAAGAUUCUUUGAUUUCACCCAUUCUCUGAAGACCAGAUUAAUUUUGGGUGGGAGUCGUCCCCCACUGCCCUGCCUCCAAAAUGCUGAAAAAACUCUGGGCUGAAUAUGUUGGUCUAGUCAUAUUUUAUACAUUCAUAACUAAGUGUAGGGUUGCAGUCAAAAGAUUUAUAGCGAAUUAGUUUGCUUUUUAAACAUUUUGAUUGUUUUAUCAAAUCUUAACUGGGAUUUCAUUGCAGCAAUAUAUAUUGGAUUUUCAUAUUUAAAAAUGUUAGUCUUUACUGAAUUAUUACUAGAAUUUUUAAACUAAAACUGGCAUAAAUUGGCAUUUCAAAAGGUACAGUCUUUUACCAGAAUCUUAAUUGUAAUCUGCUAAUGCAAUCAAAACUGCUUGACCAGUUUAAUCCUUACUAUUGAAAUUCAGUUUAUUUUGUUUUUCAUUAUUAAUCAUGUAUUAUUUCUAAAUUCGUGGAAAAGCUAAGUUUCAGCACUUUUAAUCUAGCCUUAAUACCAAGUGUUCUCAAACACACAUUCGCAAAGAGUGCAGGUUACAAUUCUGAAGCCAUACAAGUUUAUUAGCAUAUUUGUAAAGAACUCUAGAAAUUGUAUAAAACCACAAAUAUCUGAAAAACUGCAUGUAGCAAGCUGGAUCUUGCUUCUUUAUAAAAGUGAUCCGUUUUAUAGCUGCCUCUUGACAGAAUUUGUAAACACAACUCUAAAGGGUUUUAGGUUUGUAUGAACUGUAAAUUAGAGCAAUAUAAAUCUCCUAGAAAAAUUGUAAAUACAUCUGAUCUUUCACAAAAUGUAAAAAAUAUUGCACCCCAUAAUAAACAUAUAAUAUAUAACUUAUAA
Molecule: messenger RNA, 5666 nt
Organism: Podarcis muralis (Common wall lizard)
Lineage: Eukaryota; Metazoa; Chordata; Lepidosauria; Squamata; Lacertidae
Source: RefSeq, a predicted model, not a curated record